Messenger RNA from Dreissena polymorpha, 832 nucleotides. RefSeq lists its product as uncharacterized. The record is from RefSeq and is a predicted model, not a curated record. The transcript has 6 exons. The coding region runs from base 221 to 721 and encodes 166 amino acids. Lineage: Eukaryota; Metazoa; Mollusca; Bivalvia; Myida; Dreissenidae.
UAUAAAAUGGGAUGUCAAUAACUGGGUAGUUUCUAUCUGAAAACAUUUAUGUUUAGUAGUUUGUCGCAUAAGGAAGCAUGAAAGACGUAUUUCUUUCAAAAUUGUGAUAUGGAAAUAAGUUACUAAACCGGAGAAUCUGUUUGUUUCGCUUUUCAAGAUGACUGAGUUGAACAAAAACACAUGUCUUUUGCAAUACAAAAACUGUUAAAAUAAAACAACAAUGGGAGAUUUUGAAUCACAGAAAAAAAAGGUUCGUGACUUCAAGCAAGGCAUAAAUGAAACUUUGGGCAUUUACGAACGUCUUGCUGUGGAUUUCAAAGACUUUGAGCGGAAUAUUGCUCCGUUUUCUGACCCGGAUUACGACGAAAGGUUGCGACAAGAACUUGACAGUAUAAUACCACUUCUAAAUGAUCAGAAGAAAAUCAUCACAGAAAUGGAAAACCUUAUCCUCAGUGCCGAAAAGAAGAUAGCCGACACAAUAAUAGUGGAACUGCGACCAAAGCAAGGAUCACUUGGUGCUCGUCAAAGAAUGCCCUUAGUAAAUGAUUUAAGCCAAGACAGUGCCAUCUUUUCAGCCGAUUCCACAAUUCUUCGAAGAGAGUCUGCUGGUAUUCAUCCGUCCGAUGAAAGCAGUCCUACUUCUUCAUCUCUAGCCGAUGAACCUAUGGUAAAUGAACUCAGAAACUCGAGUUCCGACGAGGAUUACAACGCCAACCACUAGUGGCAGACUAUAUACAUACAUGUGUCAAAACCCCUAGACCAAACACGAACACUUUAACUUAAAAGUAAAGAGCUGUUCUUUUCUUAAGAUAAAUACAUUUAUAUAAUGAUC